Messenger RNA from Pseudopodoces humilis (Tibetan ground-tit), 3868 nucleotides. RefSeq names its product X-linked inhibitor of apoptosis (gene XIAP). Lineage: Eukaryota; Metazoa; Chordata; Aves; Passeriformes; Paridae. Gene Ontology annotation, molecular function: ubiquitin protein ligase activity; cysteine-type endopeptidase inhibitor activity involved in apoptotic process. Gene Ontology annotation, cellular component: nucleus; cytoplasm. Gene Ontology annotation, biological process: positive regulation of canonical Wnt signaling pathway; negative regulation of apoptotic process; regulation of cell cycle. The record is from RefSeq and is a predicted model, not a curated record.
GAAAAAUUGUCUAUGCUAAUAAGCGCUUCUGUGGUCUCUGUAGUUCUUUUGGCAUAUUUGAGUAUUGUCUCUCCUUGCGCACUCCUUUAUUAUUAUUUUUUUUAUUUUUAUUAGACCUAUCACUUUCUAGAACUGCUUAUUGUUAAUAAAAAUGCAGAUUUGUUCGAUUACAGUAGUUAUUAAGAAUUCUAUAGGGAGAACUUCGCUCAAAGUAAUUUCUUUCAGCGGUAAUUUAAGUUCAAGCAGUUCUCUUUGCACAAUGUCUAUGAUCGUAUUCUUAUAUAUUUCUCAUUAACAGCGAGUGUAUUUCUGCUUCUUUACUUACUUGUGUGAUGCUUCUGCUGAAAGCCCUCUAAAUGGGUGUAAGUACACAUUUUGGUUUCGGUAAUUUUUGCACUGUUUUUCAUCUGCAUCUGUUGCAAAAUGCAAACGGGUUUGCAGCACUACUUUCAUUAUCCCUUCACUGCUACAGUCUUACAUUGCAAUUUUAAUGCCAAUACUUCAUGUAGCUAAUUGGGAGAAUUUAUUUUCCUAAAUGAACAUGUAGAAACUACAAGAUCUUACAGUAGACCAAUUUUGAGGGAAAAGCAACCCACUGCAUGAAAAAACCCUCUUUUACCUUUUUGUCAAAUACCUUUUUUUAAACCUAAUACCUGGACGUAGAUUAACUUAACUACUCAUUGUUUAUCCUGAAGUCAAUCACCACAUAACAGAGAAGCCAACAGCGAAAUCUAAAGGAGAACCGUGCUUAUGAAGAGAUGACGUGUAAUGUCCCACAGAACUCAGAAGCUUGUGCCUCUGCACACACUGACAGUGCCCAGGAAUGGGCACAGGAACAUGACCGACAGGGAACUUUUGUUGGAUUUCCACAGGACUGUCCUGUUUCGGUGUUAGCUCUAGCACAAGCUGGCUUUGUUUAUACUGGAGAAGGUGACAAAGUGAAGUGCUUCAGUUGCCAUACAACUAUUGAAGGAUGGCUGCCUGGGGAUUCUGCAGCUGAGAGGCACAAAGAGCUUGCCCCCAAAUGCAAGUUUAUUACUGAAUCUGCUUUUCUGGAAACUAACAUGGAUCCUGUUGCCCAGAACUCCCAGAGCAGAACUGAAAAUGGUUCCGGCAAUUCAGCCCUCCCAUGUUCUCUGGAUGACCCUCAUGUGGAGGCAGAUUACCUUUUGAGAACUAGGCAGGUUGUGGAUAUAUCAGAUAGUUUGUAUCCUAAAAACCCUGCUAUGUGCAGUGAAGAAACAAGGUUAAAGUCUUUCCACAACUGGCCGCUCAGUGGCCAGUUGACUCCGCAGGAAUUAGCUAACGCUGGAUUUUAUUAUACAGGUGUUGGUGACCAGGUGGCAUGUUUUUGUUGUGGUGGAAAAUUGAAGAACUGGGAACCCACUGACAGAGCUUGGUCAGAACACAGGAGGCAUUUUCCCAAAUGCCUUUUUGUCCUGGGCCGGGAUGUUGGAAAUAUUUCAAGUGAAUCUAUUCCUGCUGAGCAUGGCAUAAGUGGUCUGAACAAUGCACAGCACCCAAGGAAUCCCUCUAUGGCAAAAUAUGGAAAACGCUUACAAACAUUUUUAUCUUGGAUAUAUCCUGUUGACAAGGAGCAACUUGCAGAAGCUGGAUUCUAUAGCAUAGGUAAUGGUGAUCAUGUUGUGUGUUUCCACUGUGGUGGAGGAUUGCAAGAAUGGAAGGAAAAUGAAGACCCUUGGGAUCAACAUGCCAAAUGGUUUCCUGGGUGCAGAUUUGUGAGCAAGGAAAAGGGGAUAGAAUUUAUAAAUAAUGUUCACUUAAGAGAUGGAUGUAGAGAUUCAACAACAGAAGCUGCUGAAGGGAUAAUACUUCCUAAAGAUGAUCUCUUACAGAAUCCUUUGGUACAAAGUGCCAUAGCCAUGGGUUUCAGUUUGUCUGAGAUUAGGAACACCAUGGAAAAGAGAUUGCAGAUGACUGGAGAAAGUCACACAUCUGUUGAGGAUCUGGUAGCAGACUUAAGUGCUUAUAAAGAAAAUACAAGGGAAGAAGAACCAAAUGAAAUCCCAGUUGAGCAAGAUGAGCUUAUUCAGUUACAAAACCUCUACCUCAGUACUGAAGAGAAGUUAAGACGUUUGCAGGAAGAAAAGCUCUGUAAAAUCUGUAUGGCUAAGGACGUGUCAGUUGUCUUCAUUCCCUGUGGUCACCUAGUUGCCUGUAAGGAAUGUGCUCAAUUACUUAAUGAAUGCCCUCUAUGUCGUACGGAUAUUAUGAAAAUACAGGAAAUUUUUAUGUAUUAAUGAAGUACACAGCAUUAUGGCCACAAAUGUUUCCUGUUUUAUUACUUUAAAAAUGUGUAAUGUAAUGUAAAAAAUGUAGUUAAUUCCAGAAUGUAACCAUAUGGCAGGAUUUAGAUUUUUCUGCUGUUAAACUCUACACAUUUUAACACUUUACAAAUUAUUUUCCUUAGAUGAAAUUUUUUGUAUGUAUAACGCAAUAUGUAUGAAAGGCAAAUAUGUAUAUUUUGUAACUUCAAUUCAUAGACCUGUUAUGAGAAAGCCCAAGUAAUGUUAACCUUUAUUUAUGUGAUCAUUCCUUUGCUUCACUUUGGUAGGACUCUUCAUGACUGAAGUUUGUGCAAAUAGAGUUGUACAAAGAGCCUGUUCCUAUAUAAAAUUUUUAAAUAAGUUAAUUCAAAAUAUAAUUGUACACAUGUAUAUUAUACCUGAGCUUUUUUUUUUUAGCUUUUUAAAAAUAUUAUGUAGGAUUGAAAAUAGUCUCUUUUUUUCUGUAACUUUGGUUGUGACAUAGUUCAGACAACACACAUAAACCUGCUCCUGUAACCUUAUGGUUACUUCUGCUACUUUGUAGGUUUGUCUGUUGUAAUUUAAUUCCUGCCUCCCCAUCUAUUUUUCUGGUUCAGAUGUAUAAAUUGUCUUCAGUAAACUGGUUUUAGUAAUCUGUUUUUCACAAAGAUCCAUCUUUAUAUAAAAUGUACAUUAAUUUUAUUGAUUAAAAGAUAACUCAAGAGAAAUGAAGUACAUGUACCCUGUGCCCUUCAUGAGUGGAGGCUCAUUUUAAAUUUGCCCCCUACACAUAAAGAUGUUCAGUUCGACAUUUUUCUUCUUUUUUUUUAAACAUCAUUAUCAGUAUCAUCCUAACUGAUUUAUCUGCUAACACUUUGCACUGCUUCAUAUCGUAUAUUUUCAUCUAUUUUUAUCUCCUAGAAAAUGCUUUUUUAAAAUUCACUGGCAAUGAAUUAGAAAUCUUUCAAUUUUGUCUAUGUCAGUUUGCAGCAUUUAAAUUUAAAAGUUAAGAACUAUUCUAAUGAAUGCUACCUUAAAAUACUUAAACUAUAUUUUGCUGGACUGAUCCUUCAUUUCUGAUUUUUAAGGUAUCACAGCUUUGUAUUUAGGUACAGCUGUUUUACGAUCACUGCUUAAUUAUGUGACUUCCUUAUUUUGUGGAGUUGCUGCUAUGUUCUGUGUAUAUAUUUUUGAGUUCUACACACUAAGGUUUAGAAUGUAGAAUAUAGAGAACACUGUUUUUCAUGUUACAAAAGUUUUGGAUACACAGAAAUGUAUUAUCUACCUUUUCUAUUUUUUUAAAUCUAUGCUGUGUAGUGGUAUGAAUAUUUAAAAUAAAGUGCAAUCCGAUGUUCCUUGAUCAGUGUAUUUGAUUCUCACAUUAAAAAAAACCCCAGAAGACUGCUUGCUGUUGCUUUUUGUUUUGUAAUUAAACUUGUUAAUUUAACCUGAGUGCUAUUAAGGAUAAUGAAUAUAUUUUAAUCGGAAAGGAAAUAAAAAUCUGUUGCUUGUAUAGAUUAAAGUUUGUUAACAUUAGUUUUGCUAUAUUUUAUGGUUGAAUUUGGUCUUGGGAGUAGAUGAUAAGUAGAAAUUAAUAAAGA